UUAUUUACAAUUAAUGAGAAAAUUUGAAUAAUUAAAGUUGCAUGACCACGUGAUCGUAACUCUAUUGUAUGCAGAAUACAAUUUCAUGUCAUAACCAAACUUUCUCAUGUAAAUAAACAAAUAAAAAUUAAACCAUGUGUGGAUCAUGUUGACUUUUUUUUUAUUGAUCUAGUCUAGAGUAUGACAAAUUGAUAUGAUGCCGGAUACUAAAAAUGACUGAGCAUGAUUUCGUUCCAGCGACCAAACGACUGAAGAAACUGGAGUAUAAUUUGAAUAAAAUAAUAAAUUGGGAAAAUCUUGACAAAGUUGCUGUAGAACAUAAUUGCUAUGGUAAUUCAUUUGAUUUGACGUAUUUUCAAGUUCAUGAGGCUCAGGAUAUCAUCAAGGAUUGUUUAAAUAAACUGGAUCCUUCAGAAUUUAUUGGAAUUUAUUAUGAUACUCCAAUAUACUGCAUUCCUUCUUUAAUACUUGGGAUAUUAUCAUCUGGGCGCGCGUUUGUGUUCAUUUCAAAGAAUGAAUCAGAAUUUCUAAAAGAAGCAUUGAGUAUUCAGUAUAUUUUUCAUUUAGGAGCUAAUGAAGAUCACGGAGAGCUGAUAAAAAAUCUUGUAAUCCAUCAACAAUCGAUAAAUUUAUCAAAAGUAGUUACUCUAGCAUCAAAACCAUCCAGCAUCAAGUCUACUGCAAAUGGGGAAUCAUCAAAAUCUUUAAAUUAUUUUGCGUACGCCGUUACGACUUCAGGAUCUACUGGUCAGCCAGUUGUGGUAAAAGUCAGUCACGCAUCUAUAUUAUUAAAUAUACAAGACUUUAAAAACAUUCUCAGGCUCUCGAGUGAUGACAGAGUAGCUCAGCUCACACCUCUGACUUUUGAUCCAAGUUACGUCGAGAUAUUUAUAAGUUUAAUAACUGGCGCGACACUUUGUACUGUCUCUGAUGAACUAAAAAAUCAUCCCCACACUUUGUUGAAAGUGUUGCAUGAUAAAAAAAUAACAUUUAUAUCAACUACUCCGUCGUUAUUUCUGCAUCGCUGGAGACUACAGGAUCUUGAAUUAACUCUUCUGAGUAAAGAAAGUUCUCUUCGGUUUCUCUUGCUCGGAGGCGAGCCUUUCCCGAAUCCUAAAAUAAUUUCAAGAAUAAAACAUCCGGAUAAUUACACACGGAUUUUUAAUGUCUAUGGUAUUACUGAAGUGUCAUGCUGGGCAAGUAUCAGCGAAGUAUUUUUAAACGCAACUGAAACUGCCGAGGCUACUAAUAAAUUGGGAACAGUUUUAAGUGAUACGAUUUUUAAAGUAAGAGCUGAAGACAACAGUACUAUUGAUGAGGGAGAAGGAGUUCUCUAUAUUGGGAGCUGGACUAGAAUUUGUCUGCUUGGUGAUGAAAAAUUAUCCGACCUCAAGCUUCCUGUUUUCAGAAAUACUGGAGAUGUCGUAAUGAUUAAAAAAAAUGACGUAAUUACAUUCAAAGGUCGGCGGGACAGUUGCGUUAAAAGAUUUGGUAGUAAAGUAUAUUUUGAUGAAUUAAAAAGUCAUUUGUGUAAAUUAAAUUUCAUUGAAGAUGUUCAUAUUUUUGUUCAUGAUAACUCAUCUCAAUUGAAUUUAUUUUUUACUACAAAUGAAAUCAUUCAUCAAAAAUAUAAAUUGAUAUCUGAUGUUUGGUCUCAUGUAAAAUUACUACCGGCUAUUAUGCAUCCUGAUAAAAUUCACUGCCUAGAAUAUUUUGAAAUUACGGAACGGGGAAAAAUAUGUAAAGAUUAUUUUAAAAAAUUUUUUACUAGAUCCUCAGUGUCUGUAUGUGAGAUUGAAAAAUUAUUUGAAAAUAUUUGGAGGAAUCAUUUGCCGGCAGUUGAUGAGUCUGCUGGUUUUAUAGAUCUAGGAGGAACAUCAAUUAUAGCUUUGCAAAUAUCAAGCAGUUUAUACAAUGAAACGGGAAAUAAUUAUCCAGAAUUAAUUGGAAUGUUAUUUGACAAUAAAAAAUUAAAAGACUGCCAGGAUUAUAUUUUUAAAUAUACUAAUAAUAUAAGCAAUAAUUUAAAAGAAUUAAAUCCCGCGAAUAAUGUCGAUCAUUUGUCUUCAGAAAAUAUCUCAUUGGAAAACAAAUUUGUGUGGCAAAAGUGUCGAGGCAGGACAGUAAUUUUAAAUAACGAAUCAGCGAGCGGUAAUUUAUUCAAUCAGAAAGCGAAUCAUGGAAAUUUAAUCAGUAUUAAACUCGGAGAUGUUUAUUAUUUAAAAAAAUGCGUCGACGCUUCGCCGACAAUUUUUGGAUACUCUGAUGAUCAGUCAUUUGCGUGUGUAAGUUCACAUUCUGGUCUGAUUUUGACAGUAGAUCUUCAGAAUAAAGACAGUUGGCAAGUUCAGUUGUCUAGUAGAAUAGAGGCUUCUAUUUUAGUGCUCGAUAAUUUUAAAGGAAUCGUUGGCUGUCAUGAUAAAUUCAUUUAUUGUCUACAUUUGAAGACCGGUCAAAUUUUUUGGACUUUUAAAACAGAGAAUAUUGUCAAGUGUCUAGCGGUAGUUUGCAGUAGAAAAAAAAAUAUAUUUGUUGGAUCCUAUGAUCAUUUUGUCUACUGCAUUUCUUUGGAGGGUUCCCUUGUUUGGAAAAGAAAAGUUUAUGGCAGUACUUUGGCAACACCUUUAGUACAUACGGAAACAGAUACCGUUAUUUUUAGCUUAUUAAAUGCUGAUUGUAUUUGUAUGGAUCAAAAAACAGGCGAUGUACUUUGGAAGUAUCAAUCCAAGAGCUCAAUAUUUUCAACACCAAAUAUUUUAUCUAAUACUCUAAUUUUAGCCGAUGUUCGUGGCAAUGUAAUGGGUCUUGACAUUAAUAACGGGAAUGAAUUAUGGAACUUUUGUAUUUCCGGUUACAUUUUUUCUGACAUUGUCAUCGCUGCUGAUGAUUCGUCAGAAAGUUUUAUAUUUACCAGUAAAAAUGGAUUUAUUUACAAAUAUUAUUUUUAUGAAAACCAAUGUCCUAAAUUGCAUUAUCAAAUUGAUUUAGAAUCAUCGAUAGCUACGACUCCGUGGAUAGAUAAAAAUUUUAUAGUUGCAGUAAAAGAAGACGGUGAGUUACGAGCAAUAAACUUUAAAGAUGGAAAAUUUCUAUGCCAUUUUAAACUCAAUGGCGAUUGUUUUUCAUCGCCCGUAAUUCAUAACGAUAUUAUUGUCGUUGGAUCUCGUGAUGACAAUCUCUAUACUUUAUCUGUAAGAUAAAUUUCAUUGAAAGGUUUUUGAUUUUUAAUAUGAAAAAAAAAAAAAUUUUUGAUUGAUGCCAAAUAUCUUCAAAUCGAUUGAUUAUUUCCCAAGAUAUCGUCAGACAAAUAAAGUUUGCACACAUACACACACACGUCAAUCCGGAAAUAGUCAGAAUAUUUUCCUAGGACCUCAAAGCCUCGAGAUCUGAUGAAAACUCGAUUUUCAAAAAUCGUACCGAAACCAAUAACUUCGUUUUUUUGAAAAUUUUAAAUUUUUAUAGCGGGAAGUUAAAAAAAAUGAUAAUUAAUGAAUUUAUAAACUGAACAAUAAAACAUUAAGACAAGUUAUUUAUUUGAUAAAUUUUUUUUGUAUGUGUUUCAAUACAUGAAUGUACUAUAAGUAUGUUCAUCUGGCUCUUGUAUUUUUUCUUUAUUUUAUUUUCACAAUGAUUUAAUUGACAAAAUAAAAAUAUAUAACUUCCUACAAGAAAUAUAUAAUAUAUAUUUAGUGAGAAACACGUACCAUAAAUUCUCCAAUGGACCAUUGUUAAAAACAAACAUUUGAAAUGCUGGCAUUUU
This is a messenger RNA of Microplitis mediator, 3760 nucleotides long. It is a transcript of the gene Aasdh, whose product is annotated as beta-alanine-activating enzyme. The transcript is spliced from 4 exons. Bases 213 to 3200 code for a protein of 995 amino acids. Gene Ontology annotation, molecular function: protein binding. Gene Ontology annotation, biological process: amino acid activation for nonribosomal peptide biosynthetic process. The record is from RefSeq and is a predicted model, not a curated record. NCBI's taxonomy places the organism in Eukaryota, Metazoa, Arthropoda, Insecta, Hymenoptera, Braconidae.